Molecule: messenger RNA, 1406 nt
Organism: Salmo salar (Atlantic salmon)
Lineage: Eukaryota; Metazoa; Chordata; Actinopteri; Salmoniformes; Salmonidae
Product: small ribosomal subunit protein mS35
Biological process (GO): mitochondrial translation
Cellular component (GO): mitochondrial small ribosomal subunit
Molecular function (GO): structural constituent of ribosome
Source: RefSeq, a predicted model, not a curated record
UUUCGCAAGCGCUAAACGACUGUCCCUCUCGCCUCGCCAUAGGUUGACAUUGCCUCCUCAAACAUGGCUGCACAUACAUUGAAGAAAUCAAUUUUGUCCUUAGGACGAAUACAUUGUCAUAUGUAUGGAGUUCAUGUGCGUAACCCGUUAAACAGAGCAACAUAUGCAACGGCUUUGUCUACCAAUAAUUCUAGUCAAAAUAAAGGCUUUCCUGACAGAGAGAACAGAGGACCUUUCAACCGAAGAUCAAGGAGAGAGGCGGGCGACCCCAGGACAGACAGGAUGCCUGAAGACCAGGACUGGACUGCAGUCUACCCGACCGCUACCCCCUUCAGACAGGGCUCUGUGCCCCUGCCUGUCCGCAUGGGCUUCCCAGUGAAGAAAGGGGUGCCCCCAGAGAAGAAGGGCAACCUGGAGCUCAUCAAGAUUCCAAACUUUUUGCAUUUAACUCCAUUAGCCAUAAAGAAACACUGUGAAGCUCUGAAACCGUUCUGCACAGAGUGGCCCUCUGCCCUGGACACAGGUGCUAAAUGUGAUGAGCACUUCCCUGUCAAAGUAGAGAGCAAGGACUACGUGUCUGCCGGCACCUCCCUCAGAAACCCAUCUGCCCGCAUAGUCCACCUCAGACUUAAGCUCUCCUGUCUGAACUUGGAUGACCAUGCCAGGAAGAAGAUGGUUAAACUGGUAGGAGAGAGGUACUGCAAGGACACGGACACACUCACCAUCACCACUGACAGCUGCCCUGUGAGACAGCAGAAUUAUGACCAUGCCAUGUACCUCCUGACUGUCCUCUAUCACGAGUCGUGGAAAAUUGAGGAUUGGGAGUCGGAGAAGACUGUGGCAGACAUGGAAGAGUACAGCUGGGAGGACAGCCCCUCUCAAAAGAACAUCAUGUCCACGUUGGUCCGCAUGCAGGUAGAGGGGGACGGAGAGGCGGUGAGGGAGGAGCUGCUGGGGAGGCCGGAGGUGCUGGAGUACAGGGACUCUGUGACCAGACUGAAGAACGAGGGAGAGAGCGAGAGCAGCAUGCACCAGUACAGAGACGCUGUGAAGAAACUGCUCAACCUUUAAUAUGCCCUCUUCUAUACAUGCAGAUACACACAGGAGAGUGAGCAAGAACAGUCAAUGGACAGUGUAGUCACCAAUACAAAGCAAAGACCAGAACUCGACUGCUACACACUUGGGGUGACCAGUUCAAUGUCUAGACAAACCUAUCAUCUGAUUUCACCACACACAGCAUUUGAUGCCUGUAACUGUCUUUUUGUGAAAUAUUUAUUGACAAUAAAUAAAAGGACCUCUGUUUAUAUGUCUGUAAUACAAUUGUCUAAUACUAGUUAUGCUAAACUGAUAGCCAGAAGCAAAAAAUGUAUUCCUUGCAUUUUAAAUAAAAAGCUUCAUUUUUCUCA